Hyalella azteca is the source of this 690-nucleotide messenger RNA. RefSeq names its product 60S ribosomal protein L19 (gene RpL19). Gene Ontology annotation, biological process: translation. Gene Ontology annotation, cellular component: cytosolic large ribosomal subunit; ribosome. Gene Ontology annotation, molecular function: RNA binding; structural constituent of ribosome. Lineage: Eukaryota; Metazoa; Arthropoda; Malacostraca; Amphipoda; Hyalellidae. The transcript has 5 exons. The record is from RefSeq and is a predicted model, not a curated record. Bases 80 to 670 code for a protein of 196 amino acids.
CAGACAUUUCUCUUAAGAACCUUUCGCUCAGUUGAGUGAGCUCCUUUUGUUUGUUAGGUGGUGACUGCUUGUAGGAACGAUGAGUUUGUUCCGUGCCCAGAAGCGCUUGGCAGCGCAGAUUCUUCGUUGUGGUAAACACAAAGUCUGGUUGGACCCCAAUGAAAUCGGAGAAAUUGCACAGGCCAAUUCCCGCCAGAAUAUCCGACGCCUGGUCAAGGAUGGUCUGAUCAUCCGGAAGCCCCAUAAGGUUCACUCGAGGGCGCGAUGCCGCAAGUUCCAAGAGGCCCGGCGCAAAGGUCGCCAUAUGGGCCCUGGCAAGAGGAAGGGUACCGCUAACGCGAGGAUGCCCAAGAAGGAACUCUGGAUUCGGCGCAUGCGCGUCUUGCGUCGCAUGUUGAAGAAAUAUCGCGAGAGCAAGAAAAUUGACCGCCAUCUGUACCACGAGCUCUAUCUUAAGGCCAAGGGUAACGUGUUCAAGAACAAGCGCGUGCUCAUGGAGUUCAUCCACAAGAAGAAGGCCGACAACGCCCGUGCUAAGAUGCUGCACGAUCAGGCUGAGGCUCGCAGGACAAUGGCAAAGGAAGCUCGUAUUCGUCGUAAUGAUAGACUCGCGCUUAAGAAGGCUUCUCUUCUCAAGGAAGAACCUGUUGCGCAAGAAUCUACUGCUUGAAUACAUAGCGCCGUAUGAAA